Messenger RNA from Sungouiella intermedia, 2244 nucleotides. The record is from the annotation of a GenBank genome assembly. NCBI's taxonomy places the organism in Eukaryota, Fungi, Ascomycota, Pichiomycetes, Serinales, Metschnikowiaceae.
AUGGUGGCCAGAAAACCCAUUUUUGCCAACAAGGAGGACGCCAACGCCCGUGAGGCUUUGAAGCUUUAUGAGGCCAAACAGUAUAAAAAGGCUUUGAAGCUCGUCGAUCAGAACUUGAAGAAGAACUCUUCCCACGCUGAGUCCUUGGCCUUGAAGGGCUGUGCAAACCACCAAUUGGGACAUAAGGCUGAUGCAGAGCCCUACAUUAUCAAGGCAUUGGCCAAGGAGCCUGCAAAUUACUUGGUUAACCAUUUGGCUGGUAUCUAUUAUAGAUCGGUGGAGAACUAUGAAGAGGCUGCCAAAUGGUAUAAGGCGGCCAUGGACCAUGGUCUGCAAAACACCCCAAUCUUGAGAGACUUAUCGUUGCUUCAAUCACAGGUGAGAGAUUACAAGAACUUGAAGGAUUCCAGACAACAGUUCUUGGAGAGUCAGCCUGGUUAUAGGGCAAACUGGACUGCUGUCGCUAUUGCACAUCACCUCAACAAGGAUUAUGAUGCUGCUGUCAGCACAUUGGCCAAGAUCGAGGACAUCAUUAAAGAACAUUUACAGGAGCAGGACAGAUAUGAGCAGAGUGAGUGUGUUCUUUACAAGAAUUCCAUCAUUGCAGAGGCUGGCAACUUUUCCAGAGCUUUGGAAGAGUUGGAGAAGGACUCAGACGAAAUCAGAGACCGCACGUCAUUCAUGGAAUAUAAGGCCAAGUACUUGCUUCUCUUGGGCAAGCUGAAGGAAUCUUCGUUGGUGUACCGUGCGUUGUUGCAAAGAAACCCAGACAACGAGUCGUACUAUACCUUGCUUGAAACUGCUUUGGGUACGCCCAGUGGCUCCAUCGACCUCAGAUUGAAGUUGUACGAUAAGCUUGCACUGUUCUAUCCUCGUGCAGACCCUCCUCAGUAUGUCCCUUUAACGUUCUUGCCUGCUUCCCAUCCUCAGUUCAGAGAGAGAGCUUCCAAGUACAUUUUGUCUCAAUUGAAGAGAGGUGUCCCUGCUACCUUCGUCAACGUCAAGCCCUUGUACACCAAUAAGAAGAAGCGUGAUGUGAUAUUGUCAAUUGUGUUGGAGUUUUUCGAGAAGGAAGUGCCUCUGUUGCAACCCACUGUUUUCGUUUGGGCAAACUACUUCUUGUCUCAGCACUACUUAUACCUUGGUGACAACAACAAAGCCAUGGAAUAUGUUGAUGCAGCAUUGAACCACUCGCCAACCUUGGUCGAAUUGUACAUUCUCAAGGCCCGUGUCACCAAGCAUCUUGGCCAAUACAAGGAGGCUGCAGCCAUCAUGCAAGAGGGCCGUUCUUUGGACUUGCAGGAUCGUUUCAUUAACUCCAAGACUACCAAGUACCUCUUUAGAGCCAACCAGAUCGAUGACGCAAUCAAUUGCAUCUCUCUCUUCACAAAAUUGGACGAAGGCGCCGUCAAUGGCCUCAAAGACUUGCACACCAUGCAAGCCAACUGGGUGUUGGUUGAAAGUGCAGAGGCCUACACCCGACUCUAUAAAGAGCAACUCGAGAAGCUUGCAUCUUUGCCCGCUGACUCAGACCAGCUCAAUGAAGUCCAGGACUUGGCUGACAUGUACAGAGGUUUGGCGUUGAAGAGAUUUUUGGCAGUGGCUAAGGUGUUCAAAGUGUUCACCAACGACCAGUUCGACUUCCACUCCUACUGUAUGAGACGUGGUACUCCGCGUGACUAUAUUGACAUGUUGAAAUGGGAGGAUAAGCUUUACGGCACUCCGAUUUAUGUCAGAAGUGUAAAGGGUUUGUGUGAGCUCUAUUGGGAAAUUUACAGAGGUCAACAAGCGGAAAAGUCCAACGAAGAUCCUAAGUCCAAAAAGAAGAAGGCCAAGAAGACCAAGCCACUUAACAUCAAAAAGAAGAGCGAGCUCAUCUCUCGUGUUGAGUCCGAGAAGGAUGAUGUUGAUCCAUUGGGUGCUAAGCUUUUGUCUGAUUUGAAGGAGAAUCCGAACCUCUUGGAGGAAAUGGAGAACCAAGCCAAAGUCUUGACAUCCCAAGCUGACAAGUAUAGAUUCACUUGGGAGUUUGCUUACGACGUUUAUUUGGAAGAGAAGAAGUAUGUAUUGGCAUUGCAGAGUUUGAGAAACUGGGCCAAGAUUGUGGAUCCUUCCAACGAGAAGUUGUCAAUUGUCUCCAAAAAAGUGGAGCAGUUCCGUUCCAAAUUGGCUGACGAUACUAUCUCCAACCCGGCUAUCGUGAAGGUUGCACAGAAGGGAUUGGAAAGUGCAUUCCCACAAUAA